AUGUGGAGGAUAAUAUUUUUUCUUGUAUUGGGCUAUAUCCCUCUUCAUUACUUGAACUAUGUUGUUUUGAAGGGAGAUGCGCCGUUCCUACCGUCGUUUGGAAUCGUGAUGUGCAUAGCUCUUUCUUCGUUUGGGACUUCAAAAGGAUACCAGGCAAUAGGGAGAUAUAUGAUAGGAGCUUCCAUAAAGACACCCCGUGUGGGAACCAGAGCCCUUCUAGGAAUCGUUAUCUGUGAGGCAAACUUCUUUUUUUGCCUGGUCAUGUCCAACCUACUACUAUCAAAGAUAGAAAAUGUUAAAUCAUAUGGAGGCCAAUUCAUAUUGUUUACUGCAGGGUUUAUAGCAGGUGCCUGUUCAUACUGCUCGUCUCUUGCAAGUGGAAUCAUCUGUGCUGCCAUUACAAUGAUGGAUGCUAAAGAUCCGACACUUUUUUACAAGCUGGUGUUUCUGGAGGUGAUUCCGGCAGGAAUAGGCAUUCUUGGACUAGUUCUUGGCCUCGUUCUGUCUGACAAGGCGGCAUGA
Messenger RNA from Encephalitozoon romaleae SJ-2008, 522 nucleotides. Its product is annotated as putative vacuolar ATP synthase proteolipid. Lineage: Eukaryota; Fungi; Microsporidia; Unikaryonidae. The coding region runs from base 1 to 522 and encodes 173 amino acids. Gene Ontology annotation, cellular component: proton-transporting two-sector ATPase complex, proton-transporting domain. Gene Ontology annotation, biological process: proton transmembrane transport. The record is from RefSeq and is a predicted model, not a curated record. Gene Ontology annotation, molecular function: proton transmembrane transporter activity. The transcript has a single exon.